UCUCACACAGGCUUGACUUUCUUCUAAAGGAUCGUUCGGUGUGGUGGUAGUAGUGUACUCGCGAAUUAGCCACCAUAAUGGAAAGCGAUCCCUCCCUCCAAGAUCCCCUUCUUGCCCUUCGCCGCGCUAUUGCGGCCGGCAGUCUUCCCACGCCGACGACCUCCUCCGACCCUUCAGAUCAGAAUGCUACCGACAACCUAGCUAAAGCAACACACCUUUUCUUUCGGAAUCCGUCGCCGCAGACUAUCCCAUUGAAUGCACCAACGCGUUUCUUCUCAAACGCCUCUGACUCCGCUGUCGACCUCCGCAGUAUCUUCUUCGCUUGGCAGAAGAAAGAUGUCGCAAUUCCGGAUUACAUUGCCUCAGCACAGGAAUUGAAUGAGUCGCUAAAGCAGAAGGAACGCAAGGAAGGAGAGGAGGAAGAACAAGUGCAAAACCUGGUUUUUGUCGAGCGCUUAGACCUUAUCACCUGGCUCGAAGGCGCCUCCGAUGAGAGUGAAUAUAUCAAACCCUUAGAGGGUGCAGCCGCUGCCGCUGCCUCCGCGGUGGAUCAGGCUCAGGCCUCAGCUAAUAUUGCUUCUGGUGCUGCUGGAGGUGUUUCUGCAGUCCCAAGCGGCGCGCCUAGUACCACUGCGCCCUCGGGGGGUGCUCAGCAAGGAAAGACCGCGAAGGUUGUUGAUCCUAGGUUACAGGAAAUCUACAACGGUGAACGGAAGAUGGGUGAUCGGAAUAGUGUUCUACGGGGGAUCAAACCAACUGACUUCUCUCAUGUUCGCAAAACGGCCGAGACAUUCCUCGGUCGUAACCGCUCACGAACAGGUCAAUACCCCCCGGGCGCAAAGCCUGGAAGCAAGCCGCAGUCUAUCAUACCAGCGCCAUCUGCCGGCCUUCCUCAACCCCGGAAGGGCAGCUCCAAAACACAGGAUCCGAUCAUUCUACUUUCACCAUCGGCUUCGUCUCUCAUCCGCAUGUCAAAUGUACGGUCGUUCCUCCAAGAUGGUGUUUUUGUACCUCCCGACCACCCCACCCUCUCUAUGCCCAGUUCCAACAUUCUGUAUAUAUCUCGCCCACUGCGCAUCCUUUCUGACCCAUCCAACACAACAUCCCGUGCUGUCGGCUCCCAAAAUGCAACCAGAAAACCGACCCGGUUCAUCCUUGUCGACAGCACAGCCAAUUUCAGACCAGACUACUGGAAUCGACUCGUUGCCGUCUUCACAACCGGCCAAACCUGGCAAUUCAAGUCCUACAAGUGGUCCUCCCCGCCAGAACUCUUCAAGCACGCAUCCGGCAUCCACGUCGGCUGGCGCGGCGAAGGGGUCCCGCGCGAAGUCCGCGGUUGGGGCCGUGGCGUUCAAAGCUUCUCUGUCGAGCGAUGGGACGAAAAGGGCGGCGUUAACGGUGCAGGACGGUGGCGAGAUCGCGAAGUAGUCGAGGGCAUCUGGACUGUGAUCGAAGAAGGCAUGAAACAAAGAGGCUGGGGCAACAAAUGAUCUCCGAUUCUCCCUCCUCUUUCUAAACCAAACGUCAACUCCUUGAAUAGGUUCUCACCCGCAUCAAACACAUCCAUCCGGUUACUCAACUUUAGGUCAGAUGGCCCAGCCGCAUUCUCCCGAGGCUGGGUUGAACUAACUAUAACUCCAUUCCGUAAACACGGCAUAUAUGAACCAACGAAUGCUCUUGGGAUGGUUAUCGCAGAUGCACUGUCAUAACAGCGUCACGGCCUUUGUCGUCUCUACUCGCCUUCGAUAGUUUACAUUCGCCGUCUUUAUGCGUCAAAUCCAUGAAUUGGUCCGUCAUGUUUCUAUAGAAUCUACUCCCGUCUUAUUGUGUUCAUUUUGUUACUGGGCCUGUUUUUUU
This is a messenger RNA of Aspergillus caelatus, 1857 nucleotides long. Its product is annotated as CDC73 C-terminal domain-containing protein. Gene Ontology annotation, molecular function: RNA polymerase II complex binding. Lineage: Eukaryota; Fungi; Ascomycota; Eurotiomycetes; Eurotiales; Aspergillaceae. The record is from RefSeq and is a predicted model, not a curated record. Bases 78 to 1490 code for a protein of 470 amino acids. The transcript is spliced from 2 exons. Gene Ontology annotation, cellular component: Cdc73/Paf1 complex. Gene Ontology annotation, biological process: positive regulation of transcription elongation by RNA polymerase II; transcription elongation by RNA polymerase II.